Molecule: messenger RNA, 1149 nt
Organism: Serpula lacrymans var. lacrymans S7.9
Lineage: Eukaryota; Fungi; Basidiomycota; Agaricomycetes; Boletales; Serpulaceae
Exons: 9
Coding region: 1-1149 (382 amino acids)
Biological process (GO): transcription initiation at mitochondrial promoter
Cellular component (GO): mitochondrial matrix; mitochondrial DNA-directed RNA polymerase complex
Molecular function (GO): mitochondrial transcription factor activity
Source: RefSeq, a predicted model, not a curated record
AUGCUUGCUCCGUUUCUUACUCGGAGGAUUUGCUCGAUUUCUCUAAGACGUUCGUAUGGAACCAAAGUGAUACCAGAGGAGUUGAUACUGGGAGAGAUUGAAAAGGCGGCGGACUGGCGACGGGCCUUCUCGAUAAGUGGGGUGAAUGCUCGGAGUCGCAUUUCGAUACGCAAUCCAGAGACAGCUUCGCUUCUAGCAAAUGCAUUCGUACCGGCCUCUGCAAAGGACAAGGUUGUGAUCGAAGCUUUCCCAGGGCCUGGCGCACUUACGCGUGCCUUGAUGCAGCUACCGAAGGGCAGAAUACGAAAGAUUAUAGUAUUGGAAGACCAUGAGCCGUAUCUGGAAUACCUAAAACCCUUGCAAGAAGCUGAUUCUAGAGUUCAUGUGCUUCCGAUGAACGGUCACGCUUGGGACAGCUAUCACGAUUUGGAGUGCAUGGGACUUUUGGAUAGCGUAGAGAAGACACCAUGGUCAGGAAAAGUUCAUCCCCAUUUGCACUUCAUCUCACAUCUCCCCAUGACCACGAUGGGUGAGCAACUCAUAGCGCAGCUUUUCCGUACAAUGCCAGAACAGCAAUGGUUAUUUAAAUGGGGGAGGGUUCCUAUGAGUUAUGUUAUGCAUCAGUGGGUAUGGGAGCGCAUAUCAGCAGGAAUAAGUGAUACUGCGCGAUGCAAACUGAGCGUCAUUGCGCAAGCUGUGGCUGAAUGCGAGGAGGCAAUUUCAGGAGAUGCUUUAUUGCCAUACGACGAGCACUGGCACCCUGUUUCUCCGAAAAUCGCUUACACGACGAGGCCGGAAAACAGACGCACCGGAACUCCGAUGGUCGCUAUCAACAUUUAUCCGCAUAAGCACCAGUUUAUCAAGAAGGAUAUGUUGGACAAGUGGGACUACUGUCUUCGUCGCUUGUUCGUACUUAAAUCAACUGCACUUAGCUCCGCUCUCAGUCAUCUUGCUCCUGGCGCUGAAGUACUGGGUAAACAAAUCGGCGAUAGAAGUCUUCCAGCCGAUCAACGUAUGGAUAUUAAGAAGAGUAUCCGGAGCAUGUCUGUUCGGGAUUGGGCUGUCCUUGUUGAUGCCUUCGACCAGUGGCCAUUUGCGCCCGAGGAUUUACUAAUCACAGAUUCGUUCACCAGGGAGGAUCGUAUUUAA